Molecule: messenger RNA, 806 nt
Organism: Linepithema humile (Argentine ant)
Lineage: Eukaryota; Metazoa; Arthropoda; Insecta; Hymenoptera; Formicidae
Gene: SmB
Product: small ribonucleoprotein particle protein SmB
Biological process (GO): mRNA splicing, via spliceosome
Cellular component (GO): U2 snRNP; U5 snRNP; U4 snRNP
Molecular function (GO): RNA binding
Source: RefSeq, a predicted model, not a curated record
CGCUUUUUGAGGGUCUUCUAUUUUCAGAAGAAGAGAGGUUAGGCGAUAAAAGUUCUGAAAGAAUUCUGAAAAGUUUUUCAAAAAAACUGCCAAGAUGACCAUCGGCAAAAAUAAUAAGAUGUUACAACACAUCAACUAUAGAGUCAGGAUUAUUUUGCAAGACUCUAGGACAUUCAUAGGUACAUUUAAGGCUUUUGACAAGCAUAUGAACUUGAUACUUGGUGAUUGUGAGGAAUUCCGUAAAAUUAAGCCAAAGAAUACUAAGCAGCCAGAAAGGGAGGAAAAGCGUGUGUUAGGAUUUGUGCUUCUACGUGGCGAAAACAUAGUUUCCAUGACGGUGGAAGGUCCACCACCUCCGGAAGAAGGAUUGCCUAGAGUACCGAUCCCUGGUGCAGCGCCAGGACCAGGCAUGGCUCGUGCUGCAGGUAGAGGUAUGCCGGCGAAUGUUGCAGGAGUGCCAGCUGGACUUCAGGGUCCCGUUAGGGGCGUUGGAGGCCCAUCGCAACAAAUUAUGACACCUGGGAGCAGAGGACAAGUCUCGGCACCGCCUCAAAUACAUCCCGGUGGUCCUCCACGUAUGCCGGUUGGUGGACCACCACCAGGAAUGAUGGGACCACCGACUGGAAUGAUGGGAAUGCCACCCGGAAUGCCGCCUAUCGGACGCGGUGGUCCACCCAUGGGACCACCUGGGAUGAGAGGCCCGCCUCCUGGUUUAAUGCGUGGUGGUCCACCUCCUCGUCCGUAUUAACAGCUUUGUAUUAUUAUAUUUUAUAAUACAAUAAAAAACAAUAAGAUUUUCAUAUUGA